UUACUGAAUAUUUUUUCGUAAUUUUAAUGUAAAAAUGAUUAAUAAGAAUAUUUAAUUUCACGAGAUGGCGCACAAUAAGCUUCAUUUUAUACCGAUAUUUUUAGAAUUGUCAAUCUUUUGAAUAGCUUGAAAUAAUCGAUGACGUACAUGUGGAAUCACAGUUUAUGUUCAAAAUAUUAUACGUAUGAAAUUGAAUGUGUACAGGACCUGUGCUUUUACAUCUUCCUCGUGUAUUCCAUAGUAAAAGGUUAUUAUUAAAAACGAUCUUCCAAGUUUUAACUAUAAACCUUAUUGAGAAGAUCCUUAAUUCGUUUAUGAACAGGAAAUAUAUAUACAUUAUGGAGAUAUCAAAAUUUAACACAAACAAUACCUUAAAUUAUAUAUAUGCAGUACAGGUGUAAUAUAAGAUCGAUAUAUAACUACAAAGUUUAAAAAGAAGCAAAAUAAAACAUACUUGAUGGACAUAGUGAAAGAAAUUGUACAAAAUUUGUACAUGUUAUUUUGGAUUAUUUACUGUAAUCAUGAUGAUGUUUGAGUUUUUAAAAAAAUUAUUUGGAUGGGCGGACGAAGGAUCUAGGAAGCGUAGAGCCGGUUCUUAUGGCUUUGAAAAGGAAUUUGUAACACCGAAGAAACAAUGUUGCAAUCAUAAUACGACUCAUACUGAAGAAGAAUACUUUGAAAUUGAUGAUAGUGAUAAUGAUGAUGUUGAACUUGAUACUGAAAGCAAAUAUUCUUCUAAAAAUUCAUCUAAUAGACUAAAUGGUGCUCAUAAUAAGAAGUGUUAUUCAUCUUUUGAAAAUUUACCUUCAACUUCCAUUUCUAAAUCUCCUUUUUCUACAACAAAUUGUAAUAAAUUAAACAUGGGAUAUUUUUCGAAUAAAGAAAACAAAUUAGUAAAAGUAAACAUGGGCAAUUGUCCUACGCUUCUAAAUACUCAUCAAUUAAAGCAGAAAAAUCAAUAUGGAGAAUUGUUGCAAAAUUUUCUUCCACGUAAGAAACUUAACAAGUCUGAUGAGCGUCAACCCAUACAAAAAUGUAUGAAAGUUAUUGAAAUAGAUAAAGUUAAUAAGUCACCUCUGUGUAAACCACAAGCUAAGUCUAACAUUUCACAAAUUGCUUGCUAUUCAAGAUGGUCUUUAUUAAAUACAGUAAAGAAAGAAAAGGAGAGAAUAAUUCCUAUAGUAAAAGAAAAUAAAAAGGAAGACCCUUUUCAGUUACCACCCAAUGAAAUACGAUUUAACAAAUAUAUUAAACAUCCAAUCGUGAAACCUAUACAAGAUAAUUAUAUUGAAACUAUAGAAACUAAUACAUUACGUGAUAAACUAGCAGCAAAAGUUGUAACGAGAGGAGAUUUUGUUCCACAAGUAGCAAAACGCUAUAAUGAACGUAUUGAACAACAUAAUAAAGAAGCUGAAGAGCUUAAAAAGAUGAUGCUUGUUUUAUCAAAACAAAAUCAAUUAGCACGAGAAGCAGCUUUGGACGAAAGGUUAGCACGUUCUACAAGAUUAUGUGAAGUGGUAUUAGAUGAAACAGAAGAUGAAGAAUAUCCACCAUUACCUUCUCUUACAGAAGAAAUGUUAAAGGAAGUUAAAAAUGCUUUUAUAACUAAACCUCCUGAUGAAGUUCUAGUAGAAGCUUAUGGAUUGAGGAUAACAAGAAAAGAUAUUAAUACUUUGGCAGAUCUAAAUUGGUUAAAUGACGAAGUCAUCAACUUUUACAUGAAUUUGUUAAUAAGUAGAGGAACAAAUGAUAAGUUUCCCAAUGUUCAUGCAAUGAAUACAUUUUUUUAUCCAAAAUUGCUUUCUGGUGGACAUUCAUCUUUAAAACGAUGGACAAGGAAGAUUGAUAUAUUUGUUCAAGAUAUUAUAGUUGUUCCUAUACACUUAGGUAUUCACUGGUGUAUGUCAAUAAUUGAUUUUAGAAAUAAGUCUAUAUGUUAUUAUGAUAGUAUGGGCAGCAGUAAUCCCAAGUGUUUGUCAGCAUUAAGACGAUAUCUUGAAGAAGAAAGUAUGGAUAAAAAGAAAAAAACAUUUGAUACAAAUGAUUGGAAAUUAGUAUCUGUAAAGAACAUUCCACAACAAAUGAAUGGGAGUGAUUGUGGCGUAUUUUCCUGUAUGUUUGCAGAAUAUAUAUGUGCAAAUAGAAAAAUAACAUUUUCUCAGGAGGACAUGCCAUAUUUUAGGAAUAAAAUGGCUUAUGAAAUAUUAAAAAAUAAACUUCUGUAAAAAUAAAAAAAAAACAAGUAAUUGUUAUAAAUUAAAUAGAAGCACAAUAAUUUGAUUCAUAUGAAAAUAUCAUGAUCGUAUUAUAAAAUGUUUUCAUUAUUUCAACAAAUGUACAUGAAUUAUAAAUUUGGAGUUAAAAUAAUCAUUACUGAAAUGUGAUAGUAUGUACAUUAUUUAAUACUAAUGAAGUCCUCUCUAUUAUCUUUAUUCAUUUAAUGAGAACAUAUAUAACAUGUGAGAAAGCAAAUAUAAUUGAAUCAUAAAAAUGGAGUUACUCUGAUAGAUAAGUCAGCUUAAGAGUGUUUUGUAGAAAUUAUUUUUCGUUAAUUAACCGUACACAUAAAUAGUAAUAUUACUUAUAUAACAAAUAACACAUUUAGUUAUUUAAUAAACCAUGAACAAACUGAAAA
This is a messenger RNA of Vespa crabro (European hornet), 2635 nucleotides long. RefSeq names its product sentrin-specific protease 1-like. Bases 522 to 2225 code for a protein of 567 amino acids. NCBI's taxonomy places the organism in Eukaryota, Metazoa, Arthropoda, Insecta, Hymenoptera, Vespidae. Gene Ontology annotation, biological process: protein desumoylation. Gene Ontology annotation, molecular function: deSUMOylase activity. Gene Ontology annotation, cellular component: nucleus. The record is from RefSeq and is a predicted model, not a curated record. The transcript has 2 exons.